CGGAAUCCGAUCAUGGCCGACAAUCGCUUCAGUGCGCUGAACAGCGAUCCGCGAUAUCGCCUACCAAAUAAGAAGGAGUCCCGCACGGCCGUCGAUCCUCGCUUCAAGACACUCUUCACGGACCAGGAAUUUCGCAAAAAGGCUACCGUUGAUCGAUAUGGGCGGAAGAUAAAGUCGGACUCGAACAAAAAAGAUUUGGAGAAGCUGUAUCGCUUAGAUGCAGCAGAUCAGCCGAAAGCAAAGGCUAAACCAGGGAAGAAGCAGGAUCGGGAAGUCGUGGGCAGCUCCGAGGAAGAGUCGGGGAGUGAGGACGAUGUGGACGAUGUAGACGUCGAGGAGGAUGACAGCGAAGAAGAGCUAGUGGAGAAACGCGACCCGAUGCGAGAUGGCUUCUCAGAGUCCGAGUCAGAGGAAGAGUCCGAAGAAGAGAGUGACAGCGAAGCAGAACUACUUGACGACACGGCAGGAGUGGAACAAACAGAGGAUGUGCCAAUGGGAGAAGUAUCACGGAGAAUUGCUGCUGUCAAUUUGGACUGGGACAACAUUCGUGCAGCAGAUCUCAUGGCGGUGGCGGCCAGCUUUGCGCCUACGGGCGGCAAGAUCGAGAAUGUCACGAUAUACCCGAGCGAGUUUGGGCGAGAGAAGUUGCAAAGAGAGGAGACUGAGGGACCGCCGCGGGAGAUCUUUGCAAGCUCGCAGAAGGUGACUGCAGAAGCUCAAGACGACGAUGAUGACGAGAGCUCGGAGGACGACGAGAAGAUCAAGAAGAAGUUACUCGAAACUCAAGCCUCCGCCGGCGAUGAGUUCGACACAGCCGCCCUUCGCGCAUACCAGUUGGAAAGACUAAAGUACUACUACGCCGUCAUCUCAUGUUCCGACGGGUCAACAGCAAAAGCCCUUUACGACGCCAUGGAUGGCCGCGAAUACCUCUCAACAGCCAACUUCUUCGAUCUGAGGUUUGUUCCAGACGAGACCUCCUUCGAGGACGACACCCCUCACGACGAAUGCAACCAACUACCAUCCGGCUACAGACCCAACGAAUUCCGCACCGAAGCCCUGACGCAUUCCAAAGUCCGCCUAACAUGGGACGACGACGACGCCACGCGAAAAGAAGUCCAAAAACGAGCCUUCUCCCGCGCAGAAAUGGAAGAGAACGAUCUCCAAGCCUACAUCGGCAGCGACGACUCCGACGCCGACAGCAUCUCAUCCCGCAUCUCCACAGCAGCAGACCGCAAGGCGAAGAAGAAGGACGCCCAACGACAGAAGAUGCGCGCAGCACUAGGACUCGGAGAUGAACCCACCAAGUCCUCCAAAUCAUACAAAGACGAACCAGUCGGCGACAUGCAAAUCACAUUCACAUCCGGCCUGACAAACGCCGACGGUGGCGAGAAAGCAGCCGGCGGGAAGAAAGGCGUCUUCGAAAACGAGCCGCAAGACGAAGAGUCCACCCGCCAACGCUACAUUCGCAAAGAAAAGGAACGCAAACAAGCCCGCAAAGAACGGUCCAAAGCCGCACGCGCAGGGACAUCAGCGGCCGCAACAAAAGCCGCCCGCAAAGCCGCCAAAGCAGAGAAGCGCGCCGCCCGCGAAAAGCUCGACGCCGAAGCCUCCUCCCGCAAAGCCGAACUCUCCCUCCUCAUGCAAGGCGAAAACGGCGAAGGAGAAGGCGUACGGCACUUUGACAUGCGAGAGAUCGAAAAGGCCGAAAAGGCAGCGCGACGAAAGAAAGGGAAAUUCGGAAAGAAGCCGAAGGGAUUGGAAGAGGUGGAGAAGGACGACUUCCAGGUUGAGGUGGAGGAUCCGAGAUUUGGGAAAGUGUUUGAGAGUCAUGAGUAUGCGAUUGAUCCGACAAAUCCGCGGUUCAAGGGGACGGCGGGGAUGAAGACUUUGUUGGAGGAGGGGAGGAAGAAAAGGAAGUUUGAGGAUGGAUUGGGGGAGGAUGGCAAGGAGGAGAGGAAGAAGAAGGGGAAGAAGGAUGUUGGUGAGGCGGAGGAAAGAGGAGACGAUGUGAAGAGUCUGGUGGCGAGGUUGAAGGACAAGAGUCAGAAGAAGAAGAGGUGAGCGGUGAGUACGGAUAGGUAACCCAGAAAAUCUCGAAGGGCCACGGUUCCCGGCAAGUGCCAGCCUUAUACCAUCGCAACCAAAGCUACACUACGUCCAACCUUCCAAGAACCCUACGAUUCGGCGCUGGAGAUCGAUCAUCCCCAUAGUAUCCGCGAUCCUCCGGAGUCCAGAUUCCGCGGAAAGCAAGGGCGUACACCGACCACGUCCUUGCCACGCCCGUUUUGCAAGUCUCCCCAAUCCCAUCAACACGUGACGCUCGCAACCUUCCAUUUGCCGAACUUGCCCGAGGGCAACCUAUUCAACAGAUCAGACACCACCGCGAACGAGCAAAGAACGGUUUUUGUGACUUACGUGAC
Molecule: messenger RNA, 2420 nt
Organism: Zymoseptoria tritici IPO323
Lineage: Eukaryota; Fungi; Ascomycota; Dothideomycetes; Mycosphaerellales; Mycosphaerellaceae
Exons: 2
Coding region: 13-2061 (682 amino acids)
Biological process (GO): rRNA processing
Cellular component (GO): nucleus
Molecular function (GO): RNA binding
Source: RefSeq, a predicted model, not a curated record